Messenger RNA from Lachancea thermotolerans CBS 6340, 2289 nucleotides. RefSeq names its product ubiquitin-specific protease UBP14 (gene UBP14). Lineage: Eukaryota; Fungi; Ascomycota; Saccharomycetes; Saccharomycetales; Saccharomycetaceae. Bases 1 to 2289 code for a protein of 762 amino acids. The transcript has a single exon. Gene Ontology annotation, biological process: protein deubiquitination. Gene Ontology annotation, molecular function: protein binding; zinc ion binding; cysteine-type deubiquitinase activity. The record is from RefSeq and is a predicted model, not a curated record.
AUGUCAGAGCUUGAAGAGUUUGGCUUAUUGCAGAUCCCUUCUGUUAUCCACAAAGAUGACUGUGGUUAUUGCUUUGAAAGCAUGUACAACGAUGAUCAGAUGGCAUCGCACGCCUUAAAUGUGUGCUUAACGUGCUUCCAGAGCUUCUGCGAUACGCAUAUACCUGUUCACCAGUCUGUAGCCAAAAACGAUUUCAAUGACAAGCACGACUUCCUACUGAAGGUAAGCAAAAUCAGGAAACCAGAACAGAAGCAGCCCAUUGAGAAGAAAUUGAAGCUAGAAAUUACAGAAAAGUCUGAAGAUGAUACCUAUGAAUCGCUUUGGUGGCUCACCAAAGGUGCAGUAAUAAUCGCGGACUAUCGAACUCAGGGCCUUAAUUCUUCGGUAACAACAAAAGUCACAGAGAUACUGAAUGCUCGAUCCAGCAACUUUCAAAAUAUGACCCAGGCUUGGCAACUAGAAGUCAAACCCUGUGUUCAUGUUGAGAACCUUGAGGUCCCAAAUGAUAAUCCUCAAACCGUCGCCAACAGGUGCACAGAUUGUAAGUUAGGAAGUAAUCUUUGGAUGUGUCUUCACUGCGGCAACGUCGGAUGCGGCAGACAGCAGGUGGGCAUUGAAGGACAUUCUCACGCGCUCAAACACUUUGAAAGUAACCCAGGACAUCCAUUGGCAGUAAAAUUGGGUUCUUUGAGUAACUCAGCAGCCGACAUUUAUUGCUACUCCUGUGAUGAUGAGGUCCAAUUCGCCGACACAAAAAAGUGGAUUCAACUACUUUUGUAUUGGGGCAUCGACAUCCAGAGCCGGGUGGCUCAAGAAAAAACCUUGCUUGAGCUGCAGGUUGAGCAAAAUAUGAACUGGGACUUUCAAAUGGUUGAUGCUGAAGGCCAUGAGCUGCGCCACUUAGAGGGAUCGAAGAAAUAUGGGUAUGGUCUGCAAAAUUUGGGGAAUUCGUGUUAUUUGAAUUCAGUUCUGCAGGUCCUUCUUAAUGGCGAUUUAUCUAGGUGGUCGCUGGAAGGCCUUGGCGACUUUCCUGGUGAUGUUCUCUAUGUUUCCAGUAACCUGAGAUGUCAACUGAUUAAAAUGAGAAAUGCUUUGAAAAACGAGCCUGAGAAAUAUCCGCACGGUGUUAAACCCACAACUUUUAAGCACUGUAUUGGUGGGACACAUGAAGAGUUCAGCUCUGGGAGGCAACAGGAUGCGCUUGAGUUCUUUUCUUAUUUUGUCGAUCUACUAGACAAAAAGGUGUUCGAGAAAUCUUCAUCGAAUCCGAAUGAUCUCAUGAAAUUUUCACUUCAGGAUAGGAUUGAGUGUACCAAGUGCCAUGGUGUGAAGUACACAAGCCAGGUUUCUGACUACUUGCAAGUUCUCCUUUCAGAUUCCGAGGAGCCUCAGGAUUUACUGGCCAAUCUUGCACAGAACUUUCAGGGCGAUGAGGUUGAAUUCAAAUGUCCCACCUGCAAUGAGACCACGAAAGCCAAUAAAUCUUGCGGGUUCCGCACUUUCCCAGAGAUUUUAGUGGCGAGCUGUAGUAGAAUAAAGCUUGUGAACUGGGUUCCUGUGAAAACAUCUCAAGAAGUUUUAGUGCCAGGAACACAAGCUGCAGACACCGCGAUAUUGGAACUUGGCCAAUUCAAGUCCAAUGGAUUCGAUCCAGAUAAUGAGACACUCCUUGAAAAGGGCGAACCCGCUGGGUUUGAGCCUAAAGCGAACUGCAUUAUUCAACUUACGGAGAUGGGGUUUUCGGAAAAUGCUGCAGUCAGAGCUUUGUAUCACAGCGGUAACAGCAGCGCAGAAGUUGCUGCCAACUGGCUUUUCCAACACAUGGACGAUGCAGACCUGAAUGAUCCUUUUAUUGUACCAAGUGCGCCCUCAAAAGCAGCUGAGGUUAACCCACAAGCGCUUGAGAACAUGGCUGCUAUGGGCCUGAACCCGGAACUGUGCCGGAAAGCUCUCAUCAUUAACCAAGGCAACGUUAGCGCUAGUGUCGAAUGGGUUUUCAACAACCUUGAUUACUGCGACAGUAGCAUUCAAGAGUCGACAGUAGAUGAGGAUGACAAAGAAUAUGGGAUUACUGACAAAGACAAAGCCAAUUACAGACUUAAGGCAGUGGUCUGCCAUAAGGGAGCGUCGGUUCAUUCCGGACACUAUGUGGCAUUUAUCAAAAAACAAGUCGAAAACGAAGUCAAAUGGGUUCUUUAUAACGACGAAAAGAUCGUUGUUGCGGAUAGCCCUACAAAUAUCGAAGAAAUCAAGAAGAACGGCUACAUUUACUUCUUCGAUCGCUCUUAG